AGGUCUGAGCUUAGACGAGCGUGUAGCUGCAGGUCUGACCCCCUGAACGCUCCUCUGUGGACGGCAGCUUCCAACACAGAUCUGGACUAAAGAGAGCAGGGUUUUCUGGAGGAAGCGGGUCCAGAAGUGAGUCGUCAGUCGUAAACGUCUCCCGGUCAGUCAACUCGCGCUGAGGGGGGGGUUUAAUCUCCAGGAGCAGCUCUGUCAUGGAGGCGUGGUGCUUGCUGGACAACUGGACCAAGGAUCUUCAUGUGUCUCCGGGAUCCGUGGAGAGCUCUGAGGACAUGGACCGCUUGAACAGGAACCUACCGGAGGGUGGACGACAAAGUCACCAGGUGUUACAGAGCACCCCGCUGGACCUGAUCGAGAGCGGGAAGGGGCUGAAGUUCCAGGCAGAGCGCCCCCACCUGGUGAGCCUGGGUAGCGGACGUCUGAGCACGGCCAUCACGCUGCUGCCGCUGCCGGAAGGCCGGACCUCUCUGGGCCAUGGUCCCGUGGACAUCAACAUCCAGGGUCCCGGGGUGGCAGCGCAGCACUGUUUCAUCCAGAACCAGUCCGGGGUCAUCACGCUGCACCCCUGUGGGAACCUGUGCUCCGUCGACGGGCUCCAGGUCGCACAGCCCACCCGUCUGUCACAAGGCUGCAUGCUGUGUCUGGGCCAGUCCGCCUUCUUCCGCUUCAACCACCCUGAGGAGGCCUUCAGGAUCAAGACCAUGAUGCCCCAGGGCAGAGGCCUGUCCCCCCGAGCAGACUCGGAGAGCUUGGUCAAUGGGAAUCACCAGGUGGGUCCAGUCCGGGGUCCAGUCCGGGGUCCAGUCCGGGGCCCCCCCGCUGCUGCAGAGAGAGGCCAGUCCGAGCACAGCGCCAUUGUCAGCUCCAUCGAGAAGGACCUCCAGGACAUCAUGGACUCGUUAGUCAUGGACGACCCGGAGCUGUCCUCCUCCGACCUAAAGAAGCCCCCAGGGGGCCCCUCCGUCCCCCACUCCCCCCUGUCCCCCAUGCUGAACGGGGGAGGGCGGUACCUGCUGUCCCCCCCCACCAGCCCUGGGGCCAUGUCUGUGGGCUCCAGCUACGAGAACGCGUCCCCUCCGUUCUCCCCCCUGUCGUCCCCCUCGGCGGCCAGCAGCGGCAGCUUCACCAGCCCCUCUCCCAGCGGCCCCCCCCUGGACCAGAGCUGCUCCUUGCCACCAGUGCCUGUUCGCUCGUCUAGCUACAACUUCAGCGCCCAGCCUGCACCCGCCCCCCUCCCUUGGACCGUAUCGCCAAAUAUGAGCAGCGCCGGGGGGGUCCCGAAGGUCCAGGAGAGCCCCCGGCUGCAGCGGAGGGUCCUAGCGGAUGCUCCUCCCAAGCCGGCCCGCCGAAGCCAGGACGGGCCUGAGAGUCCACGCCAGACCCCCCUGAUGUCCUCCAGCGAGUCCCUCAGCGGUAGAAACGUGCCAAGCAGCCCCCGCCUCACCCCCAAGUUCCCCCACUGCCCAUCGCCAUCGCCCAGGACCAAGGCCCCCACCAUGCUGCAUGACCGGCCCGCCAGCCCUUUCAGAGAGCACAGCCCCCCCAGACACCUUUCCCAGAGUGCCAGAGCCUUCCAGCCCCCCCUGGACCCCGUCAUCACCGUCAUCCAGGGGUCCCCACGUCCCCUGCAGCCCCCUGAAAGUCCUCGCAUGGCCAGGAGGAACGCGGAGCUGAACGGGGGGACCAGCAGCAUGAGGGAGCUGCCUCCUCUGAGCCCCUCGCUGGCUCGGAGGGGGGUCCCGGUCCUCCCCGGGGCCCUGCCGGGGACAGUCCCCAUGUUGAAAACUCCAGAGAGCCCCUCAAGUUUGGGCAAGUUUGUCCCAGAGAGUCCGAGGCUUCGACGCAAGACCGGAUCCGCGUCGGAGGAGUCGCCGAGCAGCAGAGGGGUCCUGGCCCGCAGUCCGUCCCCCACCUCCAUGAUGACGGAUGGGGGCGGCGGCAUCGGGGGCCGGAAGGCCAGCUUUGGGAAUUCUCUGUCCCCCGCCUACAGUCUGGGCUCCCUGCCCGGAUCGUCCCCCUCGGCCAGCCCCAGAACCCGCCGGAAAAUGUCCGGUAGACCCCAACCCGCGAUGAGGGAGAGGAAGAACAGCAUCACGGAAAUCAGCGACAACGAGGACGAGCUGCUGGAGUACCACCGACGGCAGAGGGAGGAGAGGCUCCGGGAGCAGGAGAUGGAGAGACUGGAGAGACAGCGUCUGGAGACCAUCCUGAACCUCUGCGCCGAAUACAACAAAGGUGAGAGCGUCGGGCCGGAACCUCUGAGCUCGGGCAGGAUGGGUUUCCCGGGGACUCUGACCGACCGGAGACCGUCUCUGGAGAACGUCCUUGGUGGCCCGGCGGCCUCCCUCCGCCUGGCACAGAGGCAGAGGGAGAGCGACGAGGAGAACCUGAAGGAGGAGUGCAGCAGCACGGAGAGCACUCAUCAGGAGGUGAGGACGUCUGCUGCUCCCAGAUCCGCAUCAGCUCUGCUCAAUGGAGAGCUUCAGCAUGAGGACUCCUCCAGCUCAGGCAACACCAAUCGAUCAGAGCUGGGUUACCUGGAAGACGACAGGGUCCGUGUUCUGACUCGGAUAGAUGAGCUGAAGGCCAGGCUCACUGAGCUGGAGCAGCAGCUCCAGGAGUCCAAACAAGAGGCUGAGAUGGAGCGUGCCUUGCUGCAGGGCGAGAGGCAGGCGGAGCUGGAGCAGAUGGAAACCGAGACGGACAUCAUCGCUCAGCUGCAGCGCAAGCUGGAUGAGCUGGAGAGCGCCAUCCAGAGAGAGAAGGACAAGGAGAGGGCCCAUGUUGAGGCCGAGCGCCGGGCCCUGCAGAGACUCCAGGAGGGCUUUGCUGAGCUGAAGAACCAGCUCCACAACUGCCCCGAGUCCCUGCGGGAGCAGCUGCAGGAGCAGCUCAAACGGGACGGCGAGGCGCUGGAAGCGGGAACUAAGAGGUUCGAGGACCAGGAGUUCCAGCAGCUGGAGAGAGAGAGCAGCCUGGAGGAGGAGAGGGAGACCAUGAGCCAGCAGCUGCUGCAGGAGCGAGCAGAGUACCAGAGCAGCGUCGCCCGGAGAAAGGAGAAGGUCUCUGCUCUGGAGAACCAGGCCAACCAGCUGGGCCAGCAGGCGGCUCAGGAGUGCGAACGGCUGGCCAAAGACCGGACGCUCACGCUGCAGACGCUGCAAAAGGAGAAGGAGAGACUGACGGCCCUGGAGAAGAGAUACCACAGCCUGACUGGAGGGAAGAGCUUCCCCAAGUCUUCUACUGCCAUGAGGGAGGAAGUUCUCCACAUGGGAGAGGCGGAGCUGUUGUUGGACGUUCGCUCCCCUCAGCGCUCCCUCUGUGGAGCCUCCCCUUCCUUCUCACACGCCUCCCCUCCCUGCCAGCUGUACCCUGACAGUCCUGCAGAGGAGUACGUGACGGUGGGACAGGUAAACCUGAUGUUCGGGAUGCCGAAGGUGGAGUCCUCCCCGACCUCCCCGCUCCGCCAGCCCCUGCAGCCUGGAGCGGGAGACCCCGCCUUCUCCUACCCCUACUUUCUGCAUAGCUCCUCCCCCUCUCUGUCUAUGGAGCACCAGUCUGAGUCCAGUAAGCCCCGGCUCCCCAGGUUAGAUUUAGAGCACUGGUACCAGGAGCUGAUGGCCGGUUCUGGCCCGCUCGGCCCUCCAGCCAGGUGUGUGUCGGGCCGCAGGCCUGGUCUGCAGGUGUUCCGCUCUAAACUGGACAGCGACGGCGGCACGGUUCCUCAUCAGUUUAGGUCUGGAUCCACCGCGACGCUGGGACGCAACAGCCGCUCCAAGAGCCCCCAGCUGUUUGCCGGCAGCACUGGAAGUCUGCCCAGGAACCUGGCUGCAACCCUGCAGGACAUCGAGACCAAGAGACAGCUGGCUCUGCAGCAGAAAGAGUCCCUGAGCUCCAGACAGACGUCGGCAGAGGGAGGUUCAGCAGGUCAGCAGGUGAUCGAGGAGCAGCGCCGCCGUCUGGCCGAGCUCAAGCAGCGGGCGGCGGCCGAGGCCCAGUACCAGUGGGAGGCUCUGCACGGCUCCCAGCUCCUGGCCCCGUCCUCCUCCUCGCCCUCCUACUCCCCCCUGACGGCCUACGGCCACGCCGGCCCGUCUCCCAUGGUGCACCACUCCAUCCUGCACCACCAGCCCCUGUCGGCCGGGGAGCAGCCCUACGACACGCUGAGCCUGGAGAGCUCCGACAGCAUGGACACCAGCAUCUCCACGGGGAACAACUCGGCCUGCUCGCCCGACAACAUGUCCAGCAUUGGGGGAGUGGAGGCGCUGAAGAUCGAGGAGAUGGAGAAAAUGCUGAAGGAGGCACAACUGGAGAAAGCCAGACUGAUCGAGUCGCGGGAACGAGAGAGCCUGGCUCGCCGGCAGAUGCUGGAGGACGAGAGGAGGAGGAGAGAGGAGGCGGAGAAGAGGCUGCAGGACGAGACUUUCCACCGGCAGCAGCUCGUCGACAAGGAGGUCAAGAUGAGGGCCAAGAACUUCUCUCAGGCCCGGCCCAUGACCCGCUACCUGCCCAUCCGGAAGGAGGAGUUCGACCUGCGCUCCCACGUGGAGUCGUCGGGCCACAGCGUGGAGACGUGCUACCAGGUCAUCCUCACAGAGAAGAUGUGCAAGGGCUACCUGGUGAAGAUGGGGGGGAAGAUCAAGUCGUGGAAGAAGCGCUGGUUCGUGUUCGACCGCCUCAAACGGACCUUCUCCUACUACACAGACAAACACGAGACCAAGCUGAAGGGCGUCAUCUACUUCCAGGCCAUAGAGGAGGUUUACUACGACCACCUGCGCAGCGCCCACAAGAGCCCCAACCCCUCCCUGACCUUCUGCGUGAAGACUCACGACCGCCUGUACUUCGUGGUGGCUCCGUCGGCCGAGGCCAUGCGCAUCUGGAUGGACGUGAUCGUGACGGGGGCGGAGGGCUACACCCAGUUCAUGAACUGACCCUCCACCGGCCGGGGGAGUCACCACCCACGUCUGUCCCUGGUCCGGACCCAUGAGGGACACUCACACACACCUGUACAUAGACCCGGCCCUCACGGACUCAUCAACGCCUUUCUGUUGCCAAAAAGAGAUCUGGGACGUACUGGGGACAUUUUCUAUGUUUGUUUCCUUCAUUUCUUUUUUUUACUUGGAGAGAAAAAUUGCCAAAUGACAUGAAGCCAAUGUUUUUGUUGUCCAUCACGUGUCCUGGGUUUGGACAGAAGUAAUUGACACGUCUCGAGUCGAAGGCUGGAAUUGUUUCAGGAAUGUGUUUGAAGACAAACUGUCCUGGACACUAGAAGCUCUCGGAGCCUCGGAGCCAUCCCAUCAUCCUCUGGACACGCCCCUCUAUGACCAGGCCACGCCCCCCUGUGACAUGGCCACACCUCUCUGCAAUCAGGCCACGCCUCUAAGUGACCUGACCACGCCUCUCUGCUGCCAGGCCACCCCUCCAGUUUCACCGUGCAGGGUUGCACACUGCAAAAUCUUACCAGGAAUAUUUUAACAAGACUCAUUUUCAUCUUUUUAGAUUUUCACUUAAAAUAAGUAGAAAAAUCUGCCAGUGGAACAAGAUUUUUUUUGCUUGUAAUGAGAAGAUAAAUCUUGUUCCACUGGCAGAUUUUUCUACUGAUUUCAAGUGAAAAUUUACUUGAAACAGGUGAAAAUUGUCAAAUAAGUUAUUCUUCUGGUAAUGGCUAUUGUUUUAAGUGUAAUAAGAUUUUUUUGACUACAAAUGAGACAUUUUAACUAGAAAUAAGACAAAUAUUCCUGGUAAGAUUUAGAGUUUUUGCAGUGCAGUCAACAUUUCCGGUAAAACUUCCAGAAACGUUCCAGAAGGUUCCAGUGUGGACCGUUUCCAUGGGAACUGACAGGAAGCUUUAUUAAAGAAUAAGUUCCGUGACGUUGAUUUGUUUGUGAGCAGAACUGAAAUGAAUUCUGUCAAAAGGUAUAAUCACACAAAAUGAACAUAUCUCCCUUGAAAAAAGGUAAAAAAAAAAAAAGGUAGAAAAAAAGUUCAUCACCUGGGCCCAGCUCUGGCUUUUUGCCGUGCGUUGUAUCAACCAGAUGUGGCCCAGACUUCCCACACUAAUGUCCCACACAAGGGCCAGACGUGGCCCAGAGAACCAAAGAACAUGGAGAAGUGGCCAACUUCUGGUGGGGAUGUGGCCCGGUGCAGGCAGCCCAGCUCACCGGGAGUCCCUGCCGUUAAUCAAAGCCUGACCCGGGCCAGAAACCCUGCUGUGGUGCCGAGGGUCUGGGCCAGAAACCCUGCUGUGGUGCCGAGGGUCUGGGCCAGAAACCCUGCUGUGGUGCCGAGGGUCUGGGCCAGAAACCCCCGCUGUGGGGCCGAGGGUCUGGGACCCAAAUCAGUCCCUUUUAGCUUCAAACGGAGCCGCAUCCUCAACCUUUGCCGUCGGCCCCCAGUGAUGGUCACGUGAUCAGAUCAGAGAACGUCUGCAACCGCGUCAUUAACUAUCAAUGACGGUUGAUGGCGUGGGCCCAAAAGAACCCUCCUGGGAUCAACCCUGCACCCUGCACCACCCACUCCUGUGCCUUCACCACGUUCAGUCACGGAUGCCUCAACACGUCUCGUCAUGAGCGUGCAGGUUCCUAGGAGGUUUUCUACAGUACGUCACCCUGGAGACAUUUGUCCACAACAACAUUACAACCCCGUGUCAGAAAAUGUUGGGACCACAUGGAACAAAAAACUUUCAGUUUGAACACAAGAUAUUUAAUGUUUCUCUGAACUGUUUCAUUAAAUUUAUUAAGAUGCAUCUUAUUAUGUAAUUCAGACCAUUAUAGAAGUUAGUGAGUGCUCGUCAGGGGAAAGAAGGUGACGUCAUUUCAACCAGGUGAUUUGAUGGUUUCAUUAAAAAGAACUACCGUAUUGGCCCGAAUAUAAGACGACCCUGAUUAUAAGACGACCCCCUUUUUCAAGACUCAAGUUUGAAAAAAUACUUUUUAAACACCAAAUUACAUUUUUAUACAGAAAAUUAUUACAGUACAUCUGAAACAAAUGAUUAUAACAAUAGAUUUGAUAGAAAAAGCAUGUUAUUUUGCCUCCAUUCAAAUCAUGAUCUUGAAGUUUGCAUCAUAACUUCUUCGACCCACUUUUCUCCAGAUUGUCGCUACGUUUCUCCAUUUUCUGUUAUCUCUUCUGUUAUUUUCGUCUCUUUUCUUUCUUACCGCUAUUUUUAUUUUAUUCUUGGUGACAGGGGUUGGCUUUGGCCUGGGGAGUUAAGUUCAGCAUUGGCUUUAAAGAUAUCUGGCGCCAUCUAGCAUGGUGAAUGGGUAUAACGUCUAGACCCCAAAUGUAAGACGACUCCCACUUUUUCAGUCUUAUUUCAAAGCAAAAAACACAGUCUUAUAUUCGGGCCAAUACGGUAUUGGUAACUAUCUGAUACGAUCACACAAAUAAAGAUUGGUGUGGAAACCUGUCAACACAGAGCUACAUUCACUAUUGAUACUUCAUCUCUGGACUUGGAGGCAUCUAGGAUGAGCCAUCACCAUGGAAACAUGAAUUUUACAAACUGAGUACCACAAGGCUCUGUAUUGGGGCCUCUGCUUCUUUAAUUCUACAUAACACUGCCAUGUGGUGUUAAUACAAACAGCAUUCUAUAUGCAGAUGAUACUGGGAUUUAUGCUCCCAGCUUCAUAUUAACCCAGGGGUUAACCUCAUUCAUAGGCAACAUCUCUGGGCUCGGAGGCAUCAAGAGACAGGAAGAAGAGCGUGAAAUACAUUUGGUUCAUAACGUCUUCUAUGAGUAAAAGUAAAUGUCCAAGUUGCUGAGUCAGCAUCAGUUCACAUCUGGUCCCAACAUCCUGUGAUUGUGGGGUUGUACACCUGCAGCUCUGAGUAUUUGGGGGUCAUGAGGGCAGCGACCAGGCGGUACUGUCUUUUAUAACACAGUUUUUACUACAGAGGGCGGGGCAUCGCCGCGCCGUUGGCUCUCAACUGUUAAAACGGGUCGUAUCUUCAGGAGACCCGAGGACGUGAACUGCAGGAAUACUGACUAUUACAGCAGGACGGGGGCCGGCAAUAGGUGCCUUUCCUUCCCCUGAGAUGGGAGGUGCUGAUCAGCUAUUGAUCACCCUGCUGAACCUCCAUGUUAUUUUCCUGUGUGUUGGAGCGGAGGAUGGAUGUGAACGCUGACACACUGCAAAAACUAAAUCUUACCAGGAAUAUUUGUCUUAUUUCUAGUUCAAAUGUCUCAUUUUUAGUCAAAAAAUCUCAUUACACUUAAAACAAGAGUCAUUACCAGAAAAAUAACUUAUUUGACAAUUUUCACCUGUUUCAAGUAGAUUUUCACUUGAAAUAAGUAGAAAAAUCUGCCAGUGGAACAAGAUUUAUCUUCUCAUUACAAGCAAAAAAAUCUUGUUCCACUGGCAGAUUUUUCUACUUAUUUUAAAUGAAAAUCUACUUGAAACAGGUGAAAAUUGUUGUUUUUUUCCAGUGAUGAGUCUUGUUUUAAGUGUAAUGAGAUUUUUUGACUAAAAAUUAGAAAUUUUAACUAGAAAUAAGACAAAUAUUCUUGGUAAGAUUUGGAGUUUUUGCAGUGCAUCUACUGUGGCGGCGCCUCGGGUGGCAAGGCAGUGACAAAACCUUAAUAUAUUGUGUUAAAUGUGUUUAGCGCUGGUUUUUUGUACAUUAUCUGUGUUGAGAGGGAUGUGAACGCAGUGCUGAAACCAGACGGUGUGGUAUGAAACACGCUUUUUAACUGAUUGUUGUUUUAGAGCUUUUAUUGUCGGAUUCAAAACAGUACCUACACUUCACGGUACAACAAAUGUCUGCAGGUACAUAACCCACCACCACCCACACAACUCGUCUUUUUUUCUUUUUUUCUUUGUCAGACGCAAAAACAGACUCACAAUCGGCGCUCGGACCAUCCUGUAACUGGAACCGUCUGUCUCGUGUGUCACUGUCAUGUAUGAACAUGUGGAUUUUUGUCCCAUCUAUUAAACGACUAUCACAGAG
Molecule: messenger RNA, 8958 nt
Organism: Cololabis saira (Pacific saury)
Lineage: Eukaryota; Metazoa; Chordata; Actinopteri; Beloniformes; Belonidae
Gene: phldb1b
Product: pleckstrin homology-like domain, family B, member 1b
Exons: 25
Coding region: 207-4943 (1578 amino acids)
Biological process (GO): regulation of microtubule cytoskeleton organization
Cellular component (GO): basal cortex
Molecular function (GO): protein binding
Source: RefSeq, a predicted model, not a curated record